CAGCAGCAGCGCAGGGCCCCUCCCUCCCGCUCUCGCUCUUUCACUUCCUUCCCUCCCUCUCUCUCUCGCUGCCUGGCCAUUCUUCCUCUCGCUCUCUCCCUUCCCUUGCUUGCCUUGGCUUUGCCUUCCUUCGCUCUCUACAGCCUUUGCCUUGCCUGGCCAUCUUCUUUGCUGUGCUGGGUUUGCCUCUUGGUCUUUCUCUUCCCUCCCCCCCCUGCUGCACCCAGUUGCGUUCUCAUCGGAUGUAGCGCAAUUCCCCCCAUUUCUGCCCCUGUCAUGAUCAUCAUCAUCUCACCUGCCAUCUCCAAUUGGAUGUGCCACCAACCCGUCUCUCGCUGUUGCUGAGCGAUAAUCUGACAAGCGCGGCGGCCUUCACGUGGGUUCCGCUUCUGAGGCAUUUCUGUUGCAUUGUUGAAGUCGGCAGUUGGGAGGCGGGAUUGAAGGUGGUGCUCCGAAGGUGGUUGAGGUGGUUGGGUUCCGAGGAGGAGUUGGAGAAGAAGAAGAAGAAGAAGAAGAAGGGAAUUCUGCAGCAAGCAGGAAAGGAAGCAAGGGCUUUGCAGGCAAAUUGGCUUGGGUUAUUAAUGCAUCAUGGGUGCAUCGCAAUGAUGUGUAAAGGGGAGCUAAGCAUGCUAUGAGGUCGUGGGGUCGGCUCGAACGUGUCUCCAAGCGAGGUUCAUGCUUGAAUGUUGUUUAUGGACGACAUUUCAUAGCCAUGGAUUAACUGACUACCCUUUGAGAGGUACUUGGAGGAGACUCUCUUCCUGGAAAGGAGGGGCAGAAAGCAACCCUCUCUCUCUAGAGAGAGGGUUGUUCGUCCACUGCCGACGAGGGUAGUAAAUUAGAUGUAUGGUGGGCGUGAGGAAUCUGGUGGGCAUUAUGCAUAUCGAUUGCCUAAGCAUCCUCGUCUCACUAGGAUUGAUCGCAUCACCAUGUAGAUGUAAAUGGUUCCUAUCGGCGUAAUCGUACACGUUUAAUUCAUGUUGUGUUCAAUUAGACAUUGUGAUUGGCGUUGUGAACAGAAUGCAAGGAUUUGCUGAGCACAUGAAUGGGGAAGCUGGUCCGAUGCAACGAGGUAAGCAACCGCGGCCUCUGGAGGAUGGUAACUGGGUUUGCGAUGAACCUUCUUGCGGGAACGUCAAUUACCCACGGAGGACGGAGUGCAACAAGUGUGGGAAGCGGAGAGGACUUCUUGGAGAUGCAGUAGUGAAGGCCUACAUAGACACUAUUAAAAUCGCCCGUGAUAUGGCUCCUGGAUCAGGGAUAGCUCCACAUCUACAGAUGUCUGGAGGAGAUCAAGGAGGAAUGCUGCCCCGAAAUCUGAUGUCACAUAUGGGAGCCGCCGAAACACAGCAAUCUGGGAUGUCAAUCUCACCUGGUUCUAGCCAUGCAACUGUUGGAGACAUGGAGCAUUGGAUGGGUGGAGGCUUUGAUACGCCAUUACUGCCGUCUUUCGCAUCACAUUAUGUAACUGGAGACAGUGGCGCGUCUGGCCGAAGAUUCAAUCUGAGUGCUGCAACUGAAGGCAAACGAUUAGCGGAGCAACUUGUUGCCUCGUUUGCUGCAUCCAUAGACCCGGUUGGAGACGCCGGCGAAUGUUUGGCUUCCGCUGCUCUUUGGUUACAAACGAUGAAGUCCAGAAUGCAAACUGGAGAAUCAGGUGGCUUUGGCAACCUCGCAAUAAAUUCAGGACCGGGCCUACCCCAUGGCAACACUUUGGGAAAUUAUUUAGCAAGGGCUAAUUUAGGUGAAGCAGUUGGAAGCCCAUCAGGGGUUCGUGGAAUCAUGGGUCGUCCUGGUUUGCGUUUUGAGGAUUACAAAGAUCGACCAAGUGACUUCUUGCGAGAAUUUGGCGAUCCGGCAGCAGUAAAUGCCACAGCAAUGGGAGGUGGACACAAACCUGAGCCUGGCAUAAACGGCAACUGGGAAUGUGAAGAUUGUAAAAACGUGAACUUCCCUAGGCGGACCAACUGCUUUCAAUGCCACAAGCGGCGGGGGCUCAAAGGAGAUGAGGUCGUUCGCAAGUACGUUCGAACUCUAAUCGAAGACCCAGGAAGCCUGCGCACGUGAUAACUAGUACUCUGCUACUGCUGCUGCUGCUCCAUGCUUAUUUCUCAAAAUUGUAUCAAUGGCCUACUGUAUACUCAUUAUUCUUCCAUUGUCAGGACGAUCUCUUUGUGUGUGGAAGUGAUUUUGAUCAGGUAGAGUUGCUCAUCAAUGAAUUCUAGCCUGCAACAUGACCCGCAAAGGGUGUCUGGAUUGCAUUCCGAAAUUCACUUGACCAAAGAUUUCAUUGGUCCACUAUUGUGAGGUUUAUACUAACUAAUCGGCUAUCCCCUUAUUGUAAUCA
Molecule: messenger RNA, 2347 nt
Organism: Physcomitrium patens
Lineage: Eukaryota; Viridiplantae; Streptophyta; Bryopsida; Funariales; Funariaceae
Source: RefSeq, a predicted model, not a curated record